AUGGCGACAACGCAAUGCUCUUUUGCCUCGCCGUCGAGGGCCUUGUUUUCGACGGCACAUGUCAUGCUGGCGCCACGACCCGUCCGCCAACGAUGCUUCCGCUCCUUCACCACUUCACCACGGUCGCUAGCUGGACACAACAAAUGGUCCAAGACGAAACACAUCAAAGCUGUCACGGACAAGAAGAAGAUGUCGGAGCGGACGGAGUUUACUAGGCUUAUUGCCAUGUACUCUCGGAUGUAUGGCGAAGAUGUCCGGUUCAACCCUCAGCUGGCAAACGCCAUGGCGGCGGCGACCAAAGCCGGUGUCCCCAAAUCGCUCGUACAGGCAGCAAUAGCUCGGGGCCAAGGCCGCUCAUCCACCGGAGCGAAGCUGGAAUCCAUGACCUUUGAAGUCCUCAUGCCGCCCGACAUGGCCCUCAUUGCCGACGUCGAGACUGACAAUAAAAACCGCACAUUACACGACCUUAGAAACGUUGUAAAGAAGGCUGGAGGCGUCGUCGGGUCGACGUCGUUUUACUUUUCCAGACGAGGCAGGAUCACGCUAAGGAGCGGACAGCAAAGUCCAACCUUGUCAGAUGUAUUGGAGGAGGCCAUUGAGCACGAUGGCGCAGAAGACGUACAAGAGUUGCCGGGGGAAGGCUUCCUCGCUUGGACGCAGCCGGCGCAAUUGAUGGUGAUUACAGAGGCUUUGUCGAAACGGUUUAGCCUUGAAGUGACUGAAUCCGACAUCAUUUGGUCUGCGAAUGAGGACACCAAGACCGCAAUCGACUCCUUGGCAUGCGUGAAAAGCUUGGAUGCUCUGCUCACUGCGCUGCGAGAGUACCCCGAGGUCAAGGCUAUUUAUGCCAACGUGCGACAAGGAAACAUCACAAAAGAGAAUUGGGAGAAGCUGGAGAGGAAUGUAGAUGUCUGA
Molecule: messenger RNA, 915 nt
Organism: Ustilaginoidea virens
Lineage: Eukaryota; Fungi; Ascomycota; Sordariomycetes; Hypocreales; Clavicipitaceae
Exons: 3
Coding region: 1-915 (304 amino acids)
Cellular component (GO): mitochondrion
Source: RefSeq, a predicted model, not a curated record